Molecule: messenger RNA, 1485 nt
Organism: Doryrhamphus excisus (bluestripe pipefish)
Lineage: Eukaryota; Metazoa; Chordata; Actinopteri; Syngnathiformes; Syngnathidae
Source: RefSeq, a predicted model, not a curated record
UGUGGAGUGGGGGGAGUGGAGGUGGGGGGAAGGAUGGCAAAAAUAAUAAGGAAUCGUGCAGAAAUCAGCAUAGCUGGCCAGCUCCUCCAUUCAGUCAACUUAAUGGCUUCGGACACUUGUUUACAUCCACGGGAUUUGCCCGCCUUUUGGAUUGACUUCCUGUCUCGAGGACGGUAAAAGACGUUCAUUGGAAUACAUCGUAAAUACCCGUCAGCCACGCCACACAUGAGGGGACACGCAUUGCGCCCCUCCGCGGUGCGGCUGUGACUCGGUGGCCGCAGACAGGCCGAUGCUGCGCGGCCAGGGCAUGCUGAAGAGCCGCUGCUGCGUCCUGCUUGGUGACCUGAGGCUGCUCCUGCUCGGGCCACCGGCGCCGCCUCCGCCUCCGCCGCCGCCUCCGCUCACCCCCAUGAGCGGCCACGCCGCGCAGAGCCGCGAGCCGGGCGUCGCCGAGCAGCGAGGAACCCCGCCCGGGGCGGCCGCCACCGUCGGCGCCGGGCCGGCGGAGCGAGCGGUGCCGGGUUGGGUGGACGCUACGGAGCUGUCGGCGGCGUUGCGCGGCUGCAGCAGCUCCUCCGAUGACUGCUCGAAGGGCAAACUGGAGGAGAGGUUCUCCCUCACCAGCUACACGGAAAGCGGUUUCAGGACGCCCGUGUGCAGGAUCUGUUUCCAGGGACCCGAGCACGGGGAGCUUCUGAGCCCAUGUCGGUGCAGUGGCUCGGUUCGCUGCACCCACCAGCCCUGCCUCAUCAAGUGGAUCAGUGAGAGAGGAUCCUGGGCCUGUGAGCUCUGCUAUUACAAGUACCAGGUCAUAGCUAUAAGCACAAAGAACCCCUUACAGUGGCAGGCCAUCUCGCUCACCGUGAUCGAGAAGGUGCAGAUCGCAGCGGCCAUCUUGGGCUCUCUCUUCCUGAUGGCCAGCAUCUCCUGGUUGGUGUGGUCCUCGUUCAGCCCGUCGGCACGCUGGCAGCGGCAAGACCUGCUGUUCCAGAUCUGCUACGGCAUGUACGGCUUCAUGGACGUCGUCUGCAUAGCGCUCAUCGUCCACGAGGGACCUUCCGUGUUCCGCAUCUUCCACCGAUGGCAGGCUGUGAACCAGCAGUGGAAGGUCCUCAACUAUGACAAGUCCAUGGACAACGUUGACCUGAAGGACGUGGCGGUGGACAGGACUCAUCAGAGCAACCAGGCAUACCAGACUGGACUCGGAGUCUCCACGUCCACAUCCUCGCUAAUGGUGGUCGCUUCCACGGCUGCCGGUUCCACGCCGGCGACCGUAGUGGCGGCCGGCGGAGGACUCGGGAUGCAGCACUUGAACCCGGAUGGAGGAGGCGCGGGGGGCGACCCGCACUGCCCGUAUAAUAUACUGCACCUCCUCAGCCACCUGAGGCCGUCGGAGCCCCGCGGUCAAGCCAGCAGCAACACACGAGAGCUGGUCAUGAGAGUCACAACCGUAUGAGGAGUCAGAUGUGGCCUUAUCUCUCAUAU